UUUGGUAAUUUGUACGUAAACAUUGUUGUCGUUUUGCAUUUUUAAUAGUUAUAAUGGAUUUUUACAAGAAUUUAUAAAAUUUUGUAAAAAUUAUUAAAAUAAAUGGUUAAAAAUAUGGUAGAAGAGACCGCACCAAGUAAUAGGCCCAGAUCUAAACCGGAUAGACCAAAGCCAGUGUAUCUAUGGACGGUGGGUGAUGUGCUUAAAUGGUAUCGCAGGCACUGCAGUGAGUAUUUGGAAUACUUGGAACUAUUUUCUAAGCAUGAAAUUACUGGCCGUGCUCUGCUGCGUAUCAAUGAUUCCUCCCUGCAGCGUAUGGGCGUUACAAAUAAUCGUGAUAGGGAAGCCAUUUGGCGAGAAAUUGUUAAACAGCGCCUGAAGACUGAUAUUAUGGAAAUCCGUGAUAUGGAACGUAUAGUGAAUCAACAUUCUAUGGCCAAAAUAUCUCAUGCUAAAGCUCAAAAGUAAUUUGUUAUCCCCCAUGAAAAGGAGCAACGAAUUAUGAUUAUUUUUUUUUAAAAAAAUACCUAUUAUAGAUGAUAUUGUUAGUAAGAAUAAGAACACCAAGUGAUUGUGGUUGUACAAACAAAACAAAAAAAAAAACAAUUUAAGUAAAACAAAAUUUAAACAUUAAUAUUUAGUAAGUAGUUUAUGAAAACAAAUUUAAAAAGUAAUUAUUAUACACAAUACUAUGAAAAAUUUUAAAGAAUAUAUUAAAUUAGAAAAAUAAAUUGACAAAAUAAAAC
This is a messenger RNA of Calliphora vicina (urban bluebottle blowfly), 746 nucleotides long. RefSeq names its product Protein aveugle (gene ave). Gene Ontology annotation, biological process: cell surface receptor protein tyrosine kinase signaling pathway. The transcript has 2 exons. The record is from RefSeq and is a predicted model, not a curated record. The coding region runs from base 103 to 468 and encodes 121 amino acids. NCBI's taxonomy places the organism in Eukaryota, Metazoa, Arthropoda, Insecta, Diptera, Calliphoridae. Gene Ontology annotation, molecular function: protein binding. Gene Ontology annotation, cellular component: cytoplasmic side of plasma membrane.